Messenger RNA from Physella acuta, 1923 nucleotides. RefSeq names its product CBY1-interacting BAR domain-containing protein 1-A-like. The record is from RefSeq and is a predicted model, not a curated record. Gene Ontology annotation, cellular component: ciliary transition zone; ciliary basal body. Lineage: Eukaryota; Metazoa; Mollusca; Gastropoda; Physidae. Gene Ontology annotation, biological process: cilium assembly.
UUAAAUAGACAAACAUUUUUGUUUUUAAACUGCUGAGGACUGCGAAGUGGAUUCCAUUGUAAACAAAACGAAAAUGAGUCGAUCUGGAGCAGAAAUUCAUCGAAGUGAAAACCAGUCAAAAGUAGUAAAUGAUCGUAUUACACACAUUGAGGAACACCUUGGUCAACUAUGCGAUAUUGCUUCAUCAUACACACGUAAAACUGCAAGACUUCGAGACAAAGGUGAUUUAAUGGCUAAAGAGUUAAUGCAGUUCUCUGAGUUUGAAAAAUGGAAUCCCACCCUGAGCACUGGCAUGUCCAAAUUUGCAGAAAGUCUAUCAGCAGUGCAAGACUAUCGAGAAGCAGAAGUGAAAAGGCUAGAAGGGAAGAUAAUCACACCACUAAUGAAUUAUGGUUUGCUUUGUAAACAAACAAAGAAUGAUAUAAAAUCAUCAUUUGCUGCCAUUGAUUUAGAGAUCAGCCAAAAGAAAAAGCUUGACAUGACCAGGAGUAAACACCCAUCAGACCGACAAAAGAUAAGCCAGCUUGAGAACUCUCUACAAAAAGCCAGCCUUGAGGCCACAAGGAGUAGCAAGAAUUUGGAACAACAAAUAGACAAAUUUGAGGAGAAAAAACUGAAAGAUUUGAAGAAAAUAUUUAGAGAAUUUGUGACGAUUGAAAUGCAUUUUCAUGCCAAGGCACUGGAGCUGUAUACUCAGUGUUUUCAGACAUUGGACAGCAUUGAUCCCGAGGCUGACUUAGAGGAAUUCAGGCACCAACUAAGGCCAAAAGGGUCCAUCCGGUCUGACAUAGCCAGAUCAGCAUCACAGGCUUCACUUGAUUCAAGGCAAAGCUCAGCAGGCAGCACAACGCCAAGAAAACCUGCCGCCCCGAAGGAAAAUACUCCAGUUGAUACAAGGAAAAAAAUUACUCCGCCACAGAAUUUACAAGAUGACAGUGAUGAUGAUGAAGAUGAUGACGAUGAUGAUGACGACGAUGAUGAAGAUGAUUCUGAGGAAGAAGAAGAAACUGAAAAUGAUAAAUUACCCCCUAGAAAAAGAUAAUGUUAUAUUAGUCAGCAUCCGUCCAUAAGUUUAGAUCUGAUUACUUUGUCCUGCCAUGGUGUACUUACAAAAUGAUCUGAUACCGGUAAAUUAAAAUUCUAGAUCCAUUUCUUUAUCCAAACUUUAUAAAACAAAUCAACUCUCCACUUCAUGAUUACCUAAAUAGCAUUUAUUUAGUAUUUUACACACCUUUUCAAGUUGUUCUAUUAUGUCUUUGGAAUAUCUGUGGUAACAUUGUUGCAUUAUACUGUUUACAUAGUUUACUGUACAUACUAAAUUUAUGUAUACCUUACUCUCCAUACUUUUCUUAAAUACUGUAUUCAUAAUAAUGCAUGUUAGUAAGUCAUUGUCACUUCUUGAAAAAUUUUUUAUUCUAUCUAUUGAUGUUGCGAUCAUAUAUCUCUCACGUUUCAUUAUCAUGAUCUAUAUUUUUAUUUUAAUUUAGGUAUUACUUAUUGAUAAUUUAUUGAAUUUCUUUAAAAUUUAACUUUAAAAAGCAUACAUUACCUGUAUAUUAAAGUUGGCAAAAUUAAUGCAAAAUUUAAAGCCUUGUGUUAAAAGUAUCACAUAAUCAGAAAUAUUCCUAGUAUGCUGUUGUACUAUGUCAAACAAAUACAUCUUUGGAAUCUUUGCACUUGCAGUGUGAGUCCUGAGACUACCUAUUGGUUCUCAUCCAAUAAGUUUGCUCUCCUGAAACAGAGUUUGAAAAUGUUUGAACAGCUUUUUUGUAGCAUUUGAGCUACACUUCUAUUUGACAAUAAAAUAGUUUUAAAAAAACCAGUACUUCUCAGAAUGUAUGCCAUACAUAGAACUUGAUGUAUUUAUUGAUAGUGUCUACACUAUUUUACUUGGUGCAAAUUUUCAUGAUCAAAUCAAAUUAA